This is a messenger RNA of Nakaseomyces glabratus, 1014 nucleotides long. It is a transcript of the gene URH1, whose product is annotated as trifunctional uridine nucleosidase/nicotinamide riboside hydrolase/nicotinic acid riboside hydrolase. Gene Ontology annotation, biological process: purine nucleoside catabolic process. Gene Ontology annotation, cellular component: cytosol. Gene Ontology annotation, molecular function: purine nucleosidase activity. NCBI's taxonomy places the organism in Eukaryota, Fungi, Ascomycota, Saccharomycetes, Saccharomycetales, Saccharomycetaceae. The record is from RefSeq and is a predicted model, not a curated record.
AUGACAGCAACCGAAAUACCUAUCUGGCUAGAUUGUGAUCCUGGCCACGAUGAUGCAGUUGCAAUACUCUUGGCAUGCUGCCUACCUGCAUUCAAACUAGUGGGACUAAGCACCUGCUUUGGUAAUGCGCCACCAGAAAAUACUGACUAUAAUGCUAGAUCCCUAUUGACAGCUUUGGGGAAGACUGAUGUGCCAGUAUAUCUAGGAGCACAAAGACCUUGGAUUAGAAAACCUCAUUAUGCUCCUGAUAUUCAUGGAGAAACUGGGUUGGACGGCACUUCUUUAUUGCCUGUUCCAGUAGUGGAGGUAAACAAAGAGGUUAACUUUAUUGAUGCUAUUGAAAAAGCCAUUUUGGAAAGUGAUGGUGAGCUAUCAUUCGUCUCAACCGGAGCUACCACCACUAUUGCCACUGUAUUGCGGGAGAAACCCUACUUAUUAGAAAAAAUUAAAUACAUUAGCAUUAUGGGAGGUGGCCUGGGUGUGGGUAAUGUGAAUAAAGGUUUAUCAGCUGAAUUUAAUGUAUGGAUUGAUCCUCAUGCUGCUAAAUUCUUGCUUACAGAUCCAGGUAUCAAACGGAAGUGUAUAUUAAUUCCUUUGAAUCUCACACACAAAGCCUUGGCUACUGAUGAAGUAAUGAAGAGGGUUCUUGGUGAUGGUAAGUCGAAUAUAAGGAGACUGUUCUACGAUUUGUUCCUAUUUUUCAAAAAGACAUAUGAACAUGCUCAAGGAUUUGAAAGUGGGCCCCCAAUUCAUGAUCCACUUACUUUAUUACCUCUUCUUGAGCUUUAUGGCUGGGAAACAAAGGAGGUCAUUAAUUUCUCGUAUAGGCGCUUAGAUAUCGAUGUUGAUAUUGAUAUCCAUAGUGACCACGCGGGAAAACUGAUAAUAUUGAACGAAUAUGAGCAAGAAGAAGUUCAGAAAGGUGUUAUUGUAGGAUAUGAGCUGAAUUUCGAUUACUUCUGGGAUAAAUUAUACUUCUGUUUGGAAGAAGCUGAGAAAACUUCAACAAUAUAG